AUGAGCACCCGUACAGGAGGCCGCCAGGCCAUGUCCGAGCUCAAGCUCCGUCGGCUGCUGGAGCACAAUCAGCGGCUGAGAGAGGACCUGGCCCGGCCCAGGGUGAGGGUCAGCGAGGCCAGUGCGAGUCUCAUACGGUACUGUAAAACAACAAAAGAUCAUCUCGUCCCAUCGGUGUGGGGUCCGGUUGGACGGGCGGAGGAUCCUUAUGGACAACAAAGAACGGACUGUCAUUGCUGCUCUUUGCAGUAG
Molecule: messenger RNA, 252 nt
Organism: Desarmillaria tabescens
Lineage: Eukaryota; Fungi; Basidiomycota; Agaricomycetes; Agaricales; Physalacriaceae
Product: G-protein gamma subunit
Exons: 3
Coding region: 1-252 (83 amino acids)
Biological process (GO): G protein-coupled receptor signaling pathway
Cellular component (GO): heterotrimeric G-protein complex
Molecular function (GO): G-protein beta-subunit binding
Source: RefSeq, a predicted model, not a curated record